Molecule: messenger RNA, 1021 nt
Organism: Vitrella brassicaformis
Lineage: Eukaryota; Vitrellaceae
Source: the annotation of a GenBank genome assembly
GUGGUCGCCCGUGUACUCGACAGCCAGAAGCUUCGGCGGCUUGUAGACGCCCUUGGCAGCCACCUCACCCUCUCCCUCUCCCUCUUCCUCAGGCACCUCCCCUUCGCCCUCCUGCUCAUCGCUCUGCUCCAUUUGGUCGUCGUCGGCUUCAUUUGGGUUCAUCAGCUGGUCCAACCGGGGCCUCAGCGGCUGCGCAGCCUCACUGGCCGCCUCUGACAUGCACACACACGCGCGUGUGAGUGGACCGAUUUCGUUGUUGCAUGUGGGGUGCAUUGUCUGUGGGUGAGUCGAGUCACCUUGGAUUGGUUUGGCGGCCAUGUCGAGCAGUCUGUUGACCUGGUAGGCCAGGCGCUGGUCGAUGGGGCGCAUCUUCUCCAUCAGAGUGCGCAGCAGCACCAGCUCGUCGACCACGGGGUGGGGGCUGACCGACGCACUCUUCACCUGAACCACAUCAAUCGGAAAACGUGUGAGAAUGUGUGUGUGUGUGCGUGAUAUGGAUGGAUGGCUGACCUUGAGCAGCGUGUAGUACGUGAGGUAGAUGGUGUAGGUCAGCAACAGCUGCGCCUUGACGUCGAGAUACGAGAUGCCCUGACACACACACACACAGCAGGUCUAUAUGCCUCUGCCUCUGCCUCGCCCAUCCCUCUCCUCGCUCGCCCACCUUGUCCACAUGAAUGCUGGUCCCAUCAAUCGUCUCGUUGAGCGACUCAAGCUUCUUCCGCAGACUCUCAGCCUUCCCCCUCAGCUGGCCAAGCGCACUCAACACUCCCUCAUCAGCCACAUCCUCGCCAUCCACACGCAGCAGCUCAUCCCUGCUGCUGCCCUCACGUCGAGACGAGCGGGAUGUGCCAUCUGGCGGGGCAGCGAAGCGGCGGAGCGCCUCAUAGUCCACGAGCGGGUCCUCGACAGCAUCUCUCUCGGUGUCCGCGUGAUGAUCUCCAUUCAUCAGCUCGGUUUGCGAGUUCAGGGCGUUGGCAAGGUCUCGUAGUCGCCUUAGGCGCUCGCUGGUCGGAGGCCUCAU